AUGAAUCAACUAAAUGGAUUACGCAGACUCUUUAGGAGGUUACAAAACCAGCUAGGAAGAGCAUUUGUAUGUAGGAAUAGUCUCGUGUAUCUUAUAUUGGUAAUAAUAUUACUUUGGGCAUUAUCUUUUACAAUAGUGCACCAAAUAAUUAUAUCAAAUGUUGGUAGUUAUAUGUCUUCUUCAGAUCGUCUGAGCUUAAGAGGUAUGGGUGGGAAAGGAUUAAAGGUUUUUAGGUGUUUAAUUAAGGGUAACUGUAUUAAUAAUGCUGGAGAAGGUAAUAAUGUUGAUUUUAUGAAGCUUGUUGAUGAGUCAGAUUCAAGGCACCAGAGUUAUAUUAUUAAGUUAAGAACUAUGCCAAAUAAAUAUAAUUUGACAGAAUAUGGAAAUGUUAAGAACUUAACAGAAAGUGUUAUAAUAACUAAAUACUUUGAUAAUUUAGCUUUUGCAUCUCCAAAGGAUACUGGGAUCAAUUACAACUCUGAUUUAGGCCUUUCUCUUGUUAAAAAAUAUGGUCUUGGCUCGAAAAUUCUUCCUUAUGUUGAACACAAAGAGUAUUCAUUGCUGUUUUCUAAUACCUCGCAACAAUAUUUAAAUUCAUUUGCAGUAUUUCCAGGUUACAACAAGUUAAGACAACAUGGUAUUCUUGGUAUAUUUCCUAACGGAACUACUCCUUUUGCUUUCAUUGAAAUGCCUCCACAAAUUAAUAGUGAAAAUGAAGCAACUUUAUUAGGGAAAGGGGGUGGUUUUUAUAGACAAUUAUCUGAUUUCCUUUCUUUAGAUAGAUUUCCAGAAGAAGUUAGGGACCCCAUAUGCAGAAAUAUAGUUUAUCCAAUAAAGGAUCUUGAUGAUGUAUCUAUCAUCAUUACAUUUUAUAAUGAACCACUUUCAACUUUAUUAAGAUCUGUUCACUCAGUUUUAAACAAUACACCUCCGCCUCUACUACGUGAGAUUAUUCUUGUUAAUGAUGGAUCCGAUAUGAUAGACCUUGUUCCAGGAGGUUUCUUAGACGAUUAUAUCAGACUUCUCCCUAAAGUCAGUGUUAUUCACCUUACAGAACGAACAGGUAUUGUAAAUGCAAGAUUAAAUGGUAUUAGAGUUGCAGUUGCUCCUGUAGUUGUAAUACUGGAUAGUCACAUUGAAACUUCAAGACAGUGGCUUGAACCACAGCUUCUAAGGCUUAAGGAGUCACCAAAAUCUGUAGUAAUGCCACAAAUCGACUCAAUAGAUCCAGAGAAUUUUUCUUAUACCAAUACUACUGGAAUUGGAUGUAGGCUUGGAUUCAAAUAUUCAAUUGUAGAGCAGGCUUCAUUGACAGGGCCUAUCAAUGAUACUACUCCGAUAAAGUCUCCAAUGAUGGCUGGUGGUCUUUUUGCCAUUAGAAGAGACUAUUUUUGGGAGUUAGGUGGCUAUGAUGAGAAAUUCAAGUAUUGGGGUGCAGAAAAUGUUGAAAUGAGUCUCAGAAUUUGGAUGUGCGGAGGACAGAUUGAGUGCACUCCUUGUUCCAGAGUGUUCCAUAUUUUCCGAAAGAAAGGUGCUGGCUAUGUUUCACCCCCCAAUAGUUUAUGGAUUAACAGACUUCGUACAGCUCGAAUAUGGAUGGACGAAUUUUACCAAAUAACUGAGACAAUGGCACCUAAUCCUAAUAUUGAUCUUGGCUCGUUUGAUGACAUGUUACAUCUUAAGAAAAAGCUCAAAUGCAAAUCAUUUAGGUGGUUUUUGGACAAUAUAGCUCCAGAUACUUAUAUUACUCAAGUGAAUCAACUUCUUUUCGUAGGUGAAAUUAGGAGUAAGAAAGUGGAAAAUGUUUGCUUAGAUUCUAUGAAUGGGAGUUCUGAAGGUGACCAGGUUGGUAUUUUCUAUUGCCAUGGGAAAAAAGGUACUCAGGCAUUUAUAAUGUCUAAUAACACAAACCAAAUUCGUUUAGCUUCUAAAGAGAGCUAUUGUAUCGGAAAAGGAUUAUUAUACAAUUCAUGCUCUAAUCUUGAAAUGACAAAUAUUUGGAAGCUAGAGAAUGACAUGAUAAUUAAGACCGAGGCUGAGCCUGGUAAAUAUAUGUGCCUUUCAUUGGUAAGAAGUGAAGAAUUUGCAUCAAAAUAUACAGUAAAGCUAUUAGAUUGUGAGCCCAACAACCCAAAUCAGCACUGGAAAAUAACUAAAUUUAUACCUAGAAAGUUCACUCCACUUAAACUAUCCUAUACUUUAUAA
This is a messenger RNA of Cryptosporidium ubiquitum, 2205 nucleotides long. Its product is annotated as UDP-N-acetyl-D-galactosamine:polypeptide N-acetylgalactosaminyltransferase. NCBI's taxonomy places the organism in Eukaryota, Apicomplexa, Conoidasida, Eucoccidiorida, Cryptosporidiidae. The coding region runs from base 1 to 2205 and encodes 734 amino acids. The transcript has a single exon. The record is from RefSeq and is a predicted model, not a curated record. Gene Ontology annotation, cellular component: Golgi apparatus.